ACGAAUUUUAUUUCUUGAUAUUAUGUAAUAAACAAUGAAGGAACAAUUUUAUUCGAAAAUUGUUUCAAUGGCACAAAUAUUUAGACAUUUGUACAAAUGUUUGUAUCUGAUUAUAAAUAAUUAGAUUUCACAAAGUUACACAAAUUGGAGUAUAUCUUCAUUAUUUUAAUUGUUCCUUAUAAAUACGGAGAUAGAAUGUGGUUUUGUGUCACGCGAAAACCUAACAGUUUUUUUCUUGUUAACAUUUAAUAAAAUAAGUUGACUCUUUAAUAGGAUGGCAGAAGCAUCAAUGAGUAUUACACUAGUUUUGCUCGUGAAUUCAUUGCGAUGCUUACUUCUAGCACUUUCGUUUCGUGCACGGCCUAAUUCUCGCAUAGUCUUCAUUAAGCGAGCGCAACGCGAGGCCCGUCAAUUUUCACUCCUGCAUCUAUUCGAUAUUCUGCAUUUAAUAAUACAUUUCAUUUUCGCUCUAUCACGAUUAGACACGCGAAUCCGUCUCGCUGCUCGCAAGGUACCGUAAGUGGCUCGUUAAAACGCCAAACGCUUUUCUUUAUAUCAGUUAUCAAUUCUCUUUUAUUUAUUUCCAAGAAAGCCGCUGUAAUCUGUUUGUGCCCAGAAACCUACUUCGAGUCGUUAUAUAUUUUAUUCUUGAAAAUUAGCACUUGUUAAUAGCGGUUAUCUUUCAACGACAGAAUUUCACAGCGGUCAAUUGACGCGCAAGAAGCAUCGAGAAUCAGCUCGCGCUUAUGAUUCUUAAGCUCGUAAUCAUUAACACGAAAUCCUGAAAAUGCGGCGCCGACGUAUGACACAACAGCGAAAUCGACGUCGGUCGGUGACACGGCGAUUCGAACGCACGAUGAAAGAGGCAUUCAAUUACCGGCGACGAGCUGGUGAUGACGAGUCGCGAAGUCUCGAAUCCGAACAAGGACCCGUCUAAUGAAAAGCGACUCGUUGCGCCAGGACCACGUCCGUCUGCGAUUUAUUCACGGUAUUUAAGACUCUACCGUGCCGCAUUGGGUCAAAAGCCGCCGGCACUGUCGGCUUUGUCGUUCGCCGAUGUCAAUCGUCGCGUUCAAAUCUGUGCUGAACAUUGUUUGCCCGUUAUUGCGCGGUACAAUGGUCUCGAAAGACGAGCACCGUGCACAAGGUUACGCCUGAUCGUUUGGGAUAUGCUGUACAUAUGCAUAAUUAGGGAGAAGAUGCAGGAAAAAAAUGGAAAAAAGAAGGAACCGAUUGUGCAGAAACAUUGUGCUAGUUUUCACGUGAAAUUUCUUGUAAAAAAACUCUAUGUACAUACAAUAUUAUAUACAGUAUUAUAAUUUGAUCAUUUGGCUAAUUGAUAUCUAUCGUAUUUAGAGAGGAGUAUUCUGAUAAUCAAAAUUGCAAUAUAGCACAAAAUAAUAUGAAGCGCACAAUAUUACAUAUUUGAUCCUCAACGAUCAUCGCGUCGUUAUUCUUGAUCAUUCGUCUCGUUCGACGAGAGUCGGCGCAGGAAUAGUUCGAUUAUCCGCCUGUCGACACCAGCGACGGCAAUGACGACGACGACGACGACGACGACGACGACGACGACGACGACGACGAGGACGACGAGAAGGUAGCAUCAUCACGCAUGCUCCAGCGUGUUUCUCGGCGCUCCCGUCGCCGUCCGCCCCGCGGAACCUGACGGAUAUUUUGACAGUACGCCGCCCUGCAUCUUCCGCGUCGAGAUGCAUCUCCACCACUGUCGCCCAUGGCGGCGACCACCUUCGUUCCACCCUCGUCGCGGCACGAGCGAAUCGCGUUGGAUGAGCUGCUUAAACGUGCACGCUUAACAGCGCCGCUCGCGGAACCGGGUCAGUCGAUAGACUCCGAAGUGGUGUUUGUGUGCGUCCAGAAUGUUCCUCUACUGGGGGUUGCAAUUGGGGAUAGCGAAAAUGAACGAUAAUUCUGAGGCACGAAAUGUCGCGUUCAAGCACGAAGUCGAACAAGUCUUCGAAUAAUUGUGGACGCUCGUCGAUCCGCAAACGACGCCUCAGUUUCGCGAAGGACGCUGCGAUCUGAAGAGUUCGUUUUCGAGAUUAAGAGAGAGCGGGGAGAGAUGAUCGCGGAUUGAAAUUGAUCAUUGCGAGUCGUUGCGAGAGACUCGAGACCGUGUGAUUCGCGUGGACCGGGUACCGUUUCUUCUUGGUCGCUCGGCUCUUGGGGUGGCCAGAUGGAAUGGCAGCAGCGCGGCGGGUCCGCAUCUUCGCAACGUCGUCUCCGUGCGGGACGUCGACUCGUUUUUGAGCGAAGUGGGCGGCCGUGGUCGCGGAUGAGUGAAGUGUUUGGAUGACUUGCGUGCCGCUCGGCGGGAAGCUGGUUGCGUUAACUCGGAGUAUGCGGAUUUCACAGGCGAAUGAGGAAUACCUCCGCGGUGAGGUGGGGCCGAGGCUCUCUCGGCGUCGUUGGAUCACCGGCGGCGCGGGCGUCCCGAAGUGCCGUGUAAAUCUUCCUGAAAAUUACAAAGUAAUCUCACGGCGCGUCCGCGCGACGGUCCCAGAAUCGGGUUUCGCUGCAAAUAUGUGUACGUGUGUGUGUGUGCGCGUAUGUGCAUGUGGUGUACGCGCAAAUCUGCUGUGAGUCUGGUGCACCGUGUACCGUACCGUGAAGCGCUGUUCGACGGGAUAACUUCACCGUCCACCUUCGCCUGUUUCGUGUCGCCAAAGCUCGAGGAACGUCCAUCGAUCCUCGCGAUCCUCGGCGAUAGUUUUCUGGAUGCCGGCUGCUCGAUGCGCAAGACAAUCGUUAAAUUGGCGCUCGUUGAUGCGAUCUCUCGUAACGGACGUGAUUAUUGCGCCUCGCGAUUCCCCGUGAGAAGGGCGGGGGCCUUCCCCGGGGCGGCCUUCCCUGGACCUGAACCUGUGCCGUGCUCUUCCCCACGAAUGUCGGAACCGUCCAUCUGUCAGAGGCGUCUCCGAACGUGAAAUCCCGUUUGGGACCUUGACGGGCUCUCGUCCGCGAGCGAAUUCCCGCGCUCUCGGUCGCUGCUUUCGAGCCAUCCCGGUGCAUGUGGUCGAAGGUGGGCGGAUGCCGCUGUCCACACCAAGGACACGUAUCCUCGGGCGCGCGGCCGAAGAACAAUGAGGAUCUCAGAGCGGCCGUUUCGCUGCGAAGCCAGGACGCUGUAGCCAGAAUGCAAAGCCCAGGCCGUCUCUCGUGCUGCCCUUCGUCCGCGUCAUCGUUAUCCUCGUGGUUGUCUCGUCGGCAUCGUCUCGUCAUCGUUUGCUCCGCGAGAACGCACGAUCGGAAUCUAGUCGCGUCGCGACUGCACAUGCAGUGUGGGAACAAAUUAUUGACCGGCGGGAAAAUCGGCGCGGUUUUUCGUCCUGCCUGCGACGGUUAGAAGGGACGGAGGAACGGAAUCGUUCACAGAGGAGGCGCGACAAGAAAAGAGGAUAAGGAGAGGCUAACAAGCCGAACAGGAUGAGUCAUUUCGAUUGGAAACUGCUACGCCGGAAGAAGGUGAUACCGGCGGAUCGCCGGCCGCCGGAGAAGGAAGAGACAUGGACCCUGGCUGCCGACCAGCAAGAUCCGUGCGUCUGCUUCGACGAUACCGUCGAUUCCAAAACAAAGGAGUCGCAGGACUUCGAGAAGAUGCAGUUGAAAUCUGCAGAGGUCUCCGCGGAUGUAGCUGACACUGUGGAUGCGAGCAGUAACUUGCCGCGCAGCCAGGAGACCAGGAAGAGCAAGACGAAGAAAGUGAAAAACUACUUGCGAAAGUGCAAGGGCGCGUUGUCGAAAGGUGACGAGAGCGUCACGGAGAAGAAACGCCAGGAGAACUGCACCUCGUGGUACUUGGAGGAUGUCUCGACCUGCACGAGUCAUCAAGAGGCUCGCGACGAGCCUGCUGAGAAAUACACGGAAUUCCCCGAAGGGAGAUUUGAGAACUCGGUCCGCGAACUCGUCGAAAACCCUUCAACGGAAACGCUCGAAGGGAAUCAAGUCUCAUGCAGCGAGAACCUUGAGAGCACUCCGGACGUGGCUCUCGCCAGGCUACUGGAGGAAGAUCGUCGAGCUGAUCUUAGCAGAAGCAGAACCUCCCUAUACGAGGAUGCAAGAACCACGAGUCCGGAACCCCAGCCUAGCCCAGAGAAGAAGACCCCGACGAAGGAAUCGAAGUUCCACGAUGAAGAGACGAAGAACGUGACGGUCUCGCUUGAAACGUUGACGACGGGUGAUACGAACCUGGAUAAGUGCGAUUCGAACGACACAUUGAUUGCGGAAGCUCCAGAAGCAGCAGAAACUGCUUCGACGGAAUUGACGAUUAUCACAGCAGAGGAAAGCAAGUCGAAGGAGCUAAUUGAUGCAGCUGAUGAGGAGGCAACUUUACCGGUUCCUGCAUUCUGCGCAGGUCGCGGACAUUUCGCUUCCGUAGUCCGGAACUUGCUUGGACCGAUUUAUGGUGACGGUGUUAUGAAUCUAGUGAUAAGGCAAGCGCGAGACAUCCUGGUUUGCGCUUAUCACGGCAACUUGGACAACUUUGUCCGGAUUUAUCUGUCACCUGCUGCAGGCUUGCUGGCGGAAGUCAAGUAUGCUGCUUCCGAAACGGCGAACGAAGCGGUGGUUCCGGACGGCUGGCCCCUCACUUUAGGUGGCAACGGGUUGAUCCUGCAGCUGGGCGAGCUCGAAACGUCCGCGCUACGUCUCGGGGAAUGUUACCUCUGCGUACGCAGCGCGGCAGCCGCAACUGCAAUUGCAACUGCAACCACCUCGUCGGUCAGCGGCGCCGGUGAAGCCACUGAGCGAAAUACUGUUGAGAUAGCAGUAGUCUGGCGAGCCACGUCGAUGAGGGCUCCGGGGAUUCUGGGUUGGGACCGUGAGGACGAAUUCAUGGACUGGCGAGACCUGACGAACAAGGGUCAACCGAGUUCAUCGAGUGCGGCUGGCACGAGCCUCGGCGGUCAGUCCUCGGCCUCGGCGAUGAAGAUCAGCGGCCGUCCGCGGAGAAGAUCACGCGAGGACGCGCGCCCGAGGACGCGCGAAGCUAACAGAACCGGAAGUGCUGAACAUCGUCGCGAGGAAACCAGAUCGAUCGACCGACUGGAGCACCAAUCGUGCCGCGAGGAUCGCGUGGCCACCGAGCCCGGCUCGGCGGUGAUGAAGUCCAGGUCUGCGUCUAGUGUCAACGCCUGGAAGGAGGACCUGGAUGACGAGCUCGAGCGCGGCGCGAGUCGGCGUCACGCAUACAUCAAGAAUUCCUCUUCUAGUCCGGUGGCCGGCGACGAGAGCCGUACCAAAGUGAAGCGAUGCGCCAAGGUCGUGUCCAGCACCACGAUGGAGAAAUGGAAGGAGAGCAGCAGGUGUGAGACGCGCAGUCGAACGGUCGCGCCGGAGGAUCUGAAGAGCCCGUUGCAAUUCGAAGAGAGCGUGCUGCGACAAGACAAUGCCACCGCCGGCGAUUCGCCGAAGGAUCUCGAGGACAGGUUGCGGCACGUGGGUGGUCCGGACGACGUCAGCGACGAGGACCUGCCGGCAUACAUAGGCAAUCUGCUCGUCACCGUCGAGAGAAAGAUCGAGAGGGUCUCGCUCGACGAUAUGACGUUCCCCUGCCCGGCGUGCAGGAACAUAGACACGGACGAUCCGUUAUUGGGAUGCAGAUGCGCCGGCGACGAUUGCGGUUGCGAUGCCGGCGAAGAUAACUGCGACUGUGCCGUGGCCGCCUCGCGCAAGGAACAGUCCGCCUGGAGUUUCGAAGUGGCGGGAAUUAAGCAUAUCGACAGCGACGAUGAGGAAGAAGUACGGAUGGGAUUCGGAACCAAAAAGCGAGUGGAUGAAGUAGCAUCACCGAGAACUAUCCACGACCUGCCGGAACACAUUCUCACAUGUGGCCUGUCGCUUCUCGGAUACGCGGACAUUGCCGGGAGACCGGUGAUCGAAUUCGAGGACAACGCCUCCACGAGGGAAGCUUUAUCUGUUAGAGAGACAUCAUCUUUUCUGCUUUACCUCGCUCGUCUACCCAGCUCCGAUUGCACAAAGAAUGGCUUCACUAUCUUCAUACGCGGCGACUCGAAGGACGAUCUGGAUUUCGUGGACAAGAUGUUGGUUCUGCUGCAGAGCAGAAUUGUCGUGGCUCAGACUCUCGUGUUUCGAAGCACCGCACCAACGGAUGGCCCGGCUGAUUCCCUCUUACCUCUCAGCAAGGUCCAGACCGUCAUCGUGAAUGAUGCCACUCUCGCCAAGUAUAUUCCCAGGCGAGAAGAAUAUCACGACCAGAUGCAAUGGAUUGCUUUUUAUAAGGAGUACGACAGCCUCAUGACGGAGUGGCAAUCGGCUGGUCGCAGAUUGGCCCUCGAAAUGUCGGAGCUGAAGGAAUGCACGAGCCUGUCUGGCACUUUGACGCCUCUCGGUCGGCUCCUUACGGAUCCCACAUUGAGAAGAACGUCUAGAGAUGCCGAAGAGGCCAUCGCUGCGCUCGAGGAACGCGCGGCCCCGCUUCUUCACGUCGAGCACGUUAGAUUGUCGAUGAAACGAGCCCGGAGACUGGUGGAGGAGGUGGGUAAGGCCGCCACCAGGCUGGAGUCGUCGUUCGAGUCGCGUCGCGCGACUAUCCGCAAUCUCGCGGUUCUACGGAGCAUCGAGGAUCAAGCACAUGAGAUAUUAUCGUGGCUCUGCAAGAAAGGCGAGGACAUCCUGUCGAAGCACGCCCAGCACACGGCGACGAACUUGGCGUCUGCGCGGCUUCACGAGCGGGAAUUCGAGAAGUUUUAUUUCACGUCGAUGAGACAUCUGGACAAGGGCAGUGACUUAGCUGAGGCAGCGAGCGCGAGCGGACUCCGCGAGCUCGCGAGGUCCCUCAAGCAGCACCUGCGCGGAUUCGGCUCCCGCUUGGAGGACAGACGGGAGUACCUGGAGGACACGUCGAGAUGCUGCCUCCUGCAGGAUCGCGCUUACGAGUGGGCGCAGGAGGCUCGCUUGGCGAGCGAGAGGAGGUCCCAGCAGUUCCUGAUGGCGCGGCCGCCCCUACCGCCCGAACACUUCACCGAGAUGAUGGCCUUGGCGGAGAAGCUCGGUAACGAAGUCCUUCUGGAGCAAUGUCGCAUCGCUAGGAACAAGUGCGCGGAGGCCCUCGAGAUCGCCAGGACCACGUCCGCGCCUGGAAGUCCCGCGAGGAGAAGAUCCUUCGCUGCUUCUGAGUCGCCUUCCUGGGACGAUACUUUAGCCAAAAGAACAUCCUGGGAUGACAGUGACAGCAGCGCAUCUUAUGCGUGUCCAAUGGAAAGCGUCGGAUCAGGUGGUAGCGGUGGUCGGCCGGUGUUGGACAACAUCGCUGAGCUUCGAGAGAGCGCAGAGCAACUUCUGGAUUGCUCACCACCGCGGACACCACCGCGAAGCCCGGCACCGAGAAGACUUGUUAAGCCGCCAGUGAACUCGCACCUGCAUAGAUCUGCCAGCAUCGCUCCAGGAAUGAAGGCGAAAAAAACAAUACUGCUCAUAAUGAGGGAGAUGAUACAGACUGAACGAGACUACGUGAAAUCCCUCGAGUACAUAAUAGAGAACUACAUCCCAGAACUCGUGCGCGAGGACAUCCCGCAGGCUCUCCGUGGGCAGAGGAACGUGAUCUUUGGAAAUGUCGAAAAGAUAUAUGAGUUUCACAGCCAACACUUUCUACGCGAACUGGAGCAAUGCGAGCAGUCGCCCAUGCUGGUGGGACAGUGUUUCCUCAGACACGAGAAGAAGUUUUACCUUUACGCCUUGUACAAUAAGAAUAAGCCAAAUUCGGAUUCGCUGAUGGCGGAAUACGGCACGAGCUUCUUCAAACAGAAGCAACUGGAGUUGGGGGAUAAGAUGGACCUGGCCAGCUACUUACUGAAACCGGUCCAGCGAAUGGGAAAGUAUGCUUUGCUACUUCAGCAGCUAGUCAAAGCCGGCACCGAUCUGUCGGAACAAUUAUCCGGCAAAGAGGAAAAAGAGGAAAAGGAAGACGGCAUGAAACCGAUGGUCGAGGGCGAAGCGGAUUUGAGAGCUGCUGAGCAGAUGGUGCGAUUCCAACUUCGACAUGGGAAUGAUCUCUUGGCGAUGGACUCGCUUCGCGAUUGUGACGUAAAUGUAAAAGAGCAAGGCAGAUUGCUGCGGCAAAACGAGUUCUUAGUCUGGCAAGGAAAAGGCAAGAAGUGCCUGCGUCAGGUCUUCCUGUUCGAAGAUCUUAUAUUAUUCAGCAAGGCAAGAAGAUUCCCGGACAGGAAGAAUCUUGAUAUUUACAUCUACAAACACAGCAUCAAAACGACGGACAUCGGUUUGACUGCUGUCAUCGCAGACUCGCCUACGAAGUUCGAGAUUUGGUUCCGCAAGAGGAAACCCGGCGACACGUACACGCUGCAAUGUGCGAGUGAAGACAUCAAGAAGGCCUGGACUGAAGAACUCAGCAACCUUCUGUGGAAACAGGCGCUUCGAAACAGAGAAGUGCGCCUGGCGGAGAUGUCAAGCAUGGGCAUCGGGAAUAAGCCGUGCUUAGAUAUAAGGCCUAGUGCAGAUCAAAUCAACGAUCGCUCUAUCAGCGUAGCUCAACUCUCCAAGACACCCAGAUUCAGAAACUCCAUAGCGGUGUCGAUGUCAGAGGAGUCCAACCGUUGCAGCAGAAGGCCGCACAGCGUAAUCUCCGUUAGCUCAUCCUCGAGCAGCGGUGGCAGCAGCGGCCCGCCCACGACGCUCAAUCUUGGAUUGGACACGAGUCCACGACCGCAUCAUCGUAGCACCACAUUGAACAGCCAGUGCAGUGUUGAAAGUGGUAUCAUCGCCGAUAUUUCGAUCGUGUCGGACGACGGUGGCGACGGCACCGAGAGAAGCCACUGGAACUCGACUCUGGAGAGUCCCACGUCGCAUCUACCUACGACUUCCACCCCUCUGCAGUCGCCAACCAGCGCGACGGCAGCAACGGUCACCCCCGCCUCCUCGACGGACACGAAUCUCACGUCUUACGACCAGGACAUGUCCAUUAAUCUGUGA
Ooceraea biroi (clonal raider ant) is the source of this 8961-nucleotide messenger RNA. RefSeq lists its product as uncharacterized. The record is from RefSeq and is a predicted model, not a curated record. Gene Ontology annotation, molecular function: guanyl-nucleotide exchange factor activity. Lineage: Eukaryota; Metazoa; Arthropoda; Insecta; Hymenoptera; Formicidae.